This is a messenger RNA of Fonsecaea pedrosoi CBS 271.37, 669 nucleotides long. RefSeq lists its product as uncharacterized. NCBI's taxonomy places the organism in Eukaryota, Fungi, Ascomycota, Eurotiomycetes, Chaetothyriales, Herpotrichiellaceae. Bases 1 to 669 code for a protein of 222 amino acids. The record is from RefSeq and is a predicted model, not a curated record. The transcript is spliced from 3 exons.
AUGCCCGUUGUUACGCCGACACCUGUGCAGAUCGCUGAAGCGGAAACAGCACUGGGAAAAGAGUACAAAGAGUUUAAGAAGGCGAUGGAGUCUGCUAGAAGACAAAAGAAGAUUGCCAACCGUCUCAAGAAGCUUCGCCUGAGUCUCAAAGUCCCAAUUAUCCCUGCAAAGAUCUACAAGAGCGGAAUCAUUCAAAACCAGGAGCACAAUCUCACCAAACUUCCACAUGAAGUCCGAGCCAUGAUCUUCAAAGCCCUGCCACUCAAUGCAGACCGCGCCGCUUUGGCCCUCACCUGCAAGAGCCAAGCCGCCACGUAUGAACAAUUGAAAGCCGAGAAGAACAAGAAGGACUAUGACCAUCUUGUCCCCAAGCGCUCCGUCCGAACUCAUCGUCUGCAAAUUCUUGUCAGGCUCCGUGACUCUGUGCCUCGAAAUUAUCGCCUUUGCUAUACAUGUCUCCAGUUUAUCGACACCGAGCAUGUGGACAAUAAGGGGGGAUGGGGAGGGGAUCCCAUGGAAGUGCAGGGACUCAAAGCAAGCAAAGCUGCUAUGGUUGAAGGUCCACGCUGCCCUUUGUGCGUGGCUGCUGCGAGGUUGGAGAUUGCCAAGCACAAAGAAACUUAUAAGAGGUACCUGGCCCUGGCAGACAGAUGCUCCUUCAAGAAGUAG